GCAACCUCAUGUCAUCUCAACCAAACAAACUCCAAGAGGACUAUCGCGACCAAUAUGUCAAAGCUCAAUCUCAAUUUGUCUGCCUCAUUGAACAUUUUCAAGCUUAUCGCCAAGCCUUCACUAUGUCUGCCCCACGCUACAGUUCCAACGUUCAACGACCUGCCCAUCCCUCUUAACAAAGCCUUCUCCGGCAAUGGCGAGAAGAAGGUUGACAUAAAGGCUGUCGUGCUCGACAAAGAUGACUGCUUUGCCUAUCCUGAUCACAAUGAAGUGUAUGAGGCUUACAAGGAACGCAUGGAGGCUCUACGAGCAGCAUACCCAGGACGCCGUCUUCUGAUCGUUUCCAACACUGCUGGUGCCCUAAGCUGGGACAAGGACGGCCAGAUGGCAUCCGCAGUUGAAAAGGCCACCGGCAUCACUGUUCUCCCCCAUGGUGUGAAAAAGCCAGGCUGUGGAGACGAGAUCAUGUCCUACUUCCGUGCCCACCCGGAAACCGGUGUCACCAGUCCUCACCAGAUCGCCGUCGUGGGAGACCGACUGGCCACUGACAUGAUGCUUGCCAACAUGAUGGGCAGCUAUGGUAUUUGGAUCAAGGAUGGAGUUGUUCCCCACCAGCAGAAGAGCAUCUGGUCGAGAGUUGAGAGGACUGUUGCGCCCUUCCUUGUAUCCCGUGGUUAUACCGCUCCUGAGCCAGUGAGCCCCUUUGAGUAACUGCAUUUUGUGCUUCUCCAGGGAAAGAAGACAGCGUGUAGUAAUGUAUGUUUUCUGCAUAUCCCCAGUAGCUGAGGUUCUUCCAAAGGCCUUGAGAGUGACCGAGGAGUGUUCGGUAGUAGUCGUGUGCGUCGGAAUAAGUUGAAUCCACAACGACGACCUUGCCAGUACGUUUGCUGCCUACAGGCUUCGAUAGCAGGUUACUCAUCAUUUCACUCUCGUGGCCAGCGAGCAGUUAGUCGGUGAAUGGUAUCUGGAGGCCACAGAUUU
Neurospora crassa OR74A is the source of this 981-nucleotide messenger RNA. Its product is annotated as UPF0660 protein. Gene Ontology annotation, cellular component: mitochondrion. The record is from RefSeq and is a predicted model, not a curated record. The transcript has 4 exons. Gene Ontology annotation, biological process: cardiolipin biosynthetic process. Gene Ontology annotation, molecular function: phosphatidylglycerophosphatase activity. Bases 55 to 711 code for a protein of 218 amino acids. NCBI's taxonomy places the organism in Eukaryota, Fungi, Ascomycota, Sordariomycetes, Sordariales, Sordariaceae.